Monomorium pharaonis (pharaoh ant) is the source of this 1452-nucleotide messenger RNA. RefSeq lists its product as uncharacterized. The record is from RefSeq and is a predicted model, not a curated record. Gene Ontology annotation, biological process: DNA integration. The coding region runs from base 1 to 1452 and encodes 483 amino acids. The transcript has a single exon. Lineage: Eukaryota; Metazoa; Arthropoda; Insecta; Hymenoptera; Formicidae. Gene Ontology annotation, molecular function: nucleic acid binding.
AUGGCCUAUUGCUUGCGUUUUAUCGACAAUAUACGAAAGGGCGUGAGCGAGAGGCGUUUCGGUUCAUUAUCAGUUGAUGAACUAAACGAAUCAUUGCUCACACUCGUUAAAAUAGUUCAAAUUACACAUUUUGCACCCGAAAUCAAUAGUUUAGAACGCGAAAAUGCGGUGCGAUCUAGCAGCAAAAUCUUAUCGUUAAAUCCAUUCUUAGAUGAGUACCGCAUUUUACGAGUGGGUGGUCGAUUAAAAAACUCUAAAUUGCAGUACGAGCACAAGCACCCUAUGCUGCUACCAAACAAGCAUGUGUUCACCCAGAUGCUCAUAACAUAUGAACACGAAAAACAGAUGCAUGCGGGAUUAACGAGUACGUUAGCCGCGAUUAGAACGCGUUUUUGGAUUUUAAAUGCUCGGAGCACAGUGAGGAAAAUAAUCUUCCGUUGCAUGAUCUGCUUCCGGACAGCCCCUAAGGGUGAAAGUUAUCAAAUGGGAAACCUACCCGAAUCUCGUGUGAACGCGGACAGGCCAUUCACAGUGGUCGGAAUAGAUUACGCGGGACCGUUUCUGGUUAAAGAUGGCAAAUUACUAAAUCGAAAAUUGGUCAAAUGUUAUUUGUGUAUAUUUGUUUGUUUUUCAACAAGAGCCGUACAUCUGGAAGUCGUGGGCGACUUAACAAGCGAUUCGUUUCUAAAUUCACUCAAGCGAUUUGUUUCAAGGCGUGGAAUAUGUAAGCAUAUUUACUCUGAUAAUGCCACUAAUUUUGUUGGUGCGAAGAAUGAGCUCGGCGAAGUUUUCAAUUUGUUAAAUCAAAUAGAUAGAGAUAGUAAAUUCGUAAAUUUUUUAAGUCAAAACCUGAUACAGUGGCACUUUAUUUCACCGCGUGCUCUCAAUUUUGGAGGUCUCUGGGAGGCGGCAGUGAAGAGCGCUAAGUAUCACAUUAAAAGAAUAGUAGGCGAAGCGCAUUUAACGUUUGAAGAUUUGUAUACGGUGAUCACUCAAAUCGAGGCUAUCAUGAAUUCUCGGCCGUUGAUGCCAAUGUCCAAUGAUCCCAAUGAUAUGGAUAUUCUAACACCGGGGCAUUUCCUAAUUGGUGAGCAACUCACGUCAGUACCACAAUCGUCCGUCGUAGAGUUGCCCACGAAUCGAAUGAAUCAAUAUCAGCGAUUACAACAGAUGGUACAACAUUUUUGGUCACGUUGGACCAGCGAAUACUUGUCACAUUUGCAACAACGUUCCAAAUGGAUGAAGGACGUUCCCUCAAAAGUCAAAGUGGGUAGCAUGGUACUCCUGAAGGAAGACAACACACCACCACUGCAGUGGAAGCUGGGGCGUAUUACGGAACUGCAUCCAGGAGCAGAUGGCGUACCUCGCGUAAUUAGUGUUAAAACCUUUACCGGAAUCUUAAAGCGAACAAUAGGAAAGAUAUGUAUAUUGCCCAUUGAGGAAUCAAUGUAA